Molecule: messenger RNA, 1083 nt
Organism: Panicum hallii
Lineage: Eukaryota; Viridiplantae; Streptophyta; Magnoliopsida; Poales; Poaceae
Product: transcription repressor OFP8-like
Exons: 1
Coding region: 28-948 (306 amino acids)
Biological process (GO): negative regulation of DNA-templated transcription
Source: RefSeq, a predicted model, not a curated record
CACACCUGUACUGUCGAGUGCCCGAUCAUGGACAAGAGCCGCCACGGCGUGGGCGUCGGCGGCCGGCUGAGGCAGCGGCUCGCGCAGAUCCUCCUUCAUUCGUCCUGCGCCACCACCUCGGCCACCGCCUUCGUCGGCGUCGCCAGUAGCACCAAUGCCGCGGCGGCCACCGUCACCAGUAACGCCGCGGCCUCGCGCCAGGAACCACUACCUCCCCCUCGGUGCGCGCACGAGCAGCGGCCCAAGCCCAUGGACGGCAGGUCCCAGCGCCGCCACCGCCGCCGCAGCUCGCGGGCGCUUGUUCACAUCUCCAUCGACUGCUCCGCGCGCUCGGUCGGCGCGGCGGUUCUGCCUUCGCCGAUGCCGGCGGCGAGGGACGUCGGCGCCGUGAAGAGCGGCGCGCGCAAGAAGCGCGAUGGCGAUAAGGCACGCUCGCCGCUGUACAGCUGGUCGUCGUCCACCGACACCGACGCCGAGCUGGCGCCGUUCAGCAGCGACGGGGAGAGGGGCCAGGCAACCGACACGAGGUCGACGCUCUUCUCGUCCCACAGCUUCUCCUCCGACUCCACGGCGGACUUCUACACCGCCACCGGCCCUUGCGCCAGGCCGAGGCGGCACAAGAACCCGCCUCGCCGCGCGCCGCCGAGGCGCGCGCUCAGGCCCGCCGACGCGUUCACGCCCGACAAGGAGAAGAAGAUGCUGGUGGACCGCAAGGACGGCGCCGUGGCGGCCGCGGGCAGCACGGCGGUGGUGAAGCGGUCGCACAACCCGUACGCCGACUUCCGGAGCUCCAUGGUGGAGAUGGUGGCCGGGCGGCGCCUCCGCGGCGCCGACGCGCUGAGCGAGCUUCUGGUGUGGUACCUGUCCCUGAACUCGCCGCGGCACCACCCGGCCAUCCUCGCCGCCUUCGAGGACGUCUGGGAGGCCGUCCUGGGCAACGACCCCUGAUCGAUCGACGUAGCCUUUUACGCCCGUAGUGUGUCGCGUACUCGCGUCUCCCAUGUAAGAUACGGUAUAGCUCGUCGAUCAGUUUCUUUCGAUCGUUGAACGCGUGCUGUGUGUGUGGAUUCUGUCAGCUAGCAU